Molecule: messenger RNA, 1149 nt
Organism: Sphaerodactylus townsendi
Lineage: Eukaryota; Metazoa; Chordata; Lepidosauria; Squamata; Sphaerodactylidae
Gene: CCK
Product: cholecystokinin
Exons: 3
Coding region: 164-550 (128 amino acids)
Biological process (GO): digestion
Cellular component (GO): extracellular region; axon
Molecular function (GO): neuropeptide hormone activity
Source: RefSeq, a predicted model, not a curated record
GUAUGUAUGUGGUACAUAACUACGUCAGACCAGUGCAAACAAAUGACACUUGGAAGAGAUGGGCUAGACUAUUUAAGGGGCAGCGUUUGAGGGUGCAAGCAUAAUCAAGAAGUUGCCUGUGUUCACCCAUCUAAAACAAGAGCCCACAUCUCCUUGAAAAGCUAUGUACCCUGGGAUCUGCAUUUGCCUCCUGCUGGCUGUCUUGGCCACCAGCUCCUCAGGGCAGCAACCUUCAGGGUCCCACAAUGCCAACCCCAUGAUCAGCGACUUUGAGCAGACCCUGGCAGAGAACCACCGGCAUGCUCGCACCCCAGCCUCCGGUAGUCCAUUGAAAUCAGCCCUGCAAGUGGAUGGCAACAUGGACCACAAAGCCAUCCUUGAAGCUCUGUUGGCCAAAUACCUCCAGCAAGUCAGAAGAGGUUCUCCUGGAAAGAUCUCUGCAAUUGGAUUACAGGGUUUUGACCCAACACACAGGAUAAAAGACAGAGACUACAUGGGCUGGAUGGAUUUUGGACGCCGCAGUGCUGAAGAAUACGAGUACUCUUCUUAGAGAGGAUCAGGUGAUCCUUAGGAGAAGUGAAAAUUAAGUCUCAUACCUGUACAGAAUGAAAAAAAAUUGUCAUCCUUUUCAAAUCAGUGUUUUAAAAACAUAACUUAUUGAUGUAAAUUUGUCUGUAAAACUAUAAAAUGCAAUAUAUUAUAUAAACAUAUGCAGAAUUUUCAAAGAAAAUUGCCACUUAACGUUUCUUACAACUCACUGUUGACAUAUUAGAAUCGUUUCACUCAUCCCCUGUUGUCUCGUCACAAACAAUAUUGCUGGGGCAUCCUUUACGUUUGUUAUUUGAACAACUAUUUGUUAAUCUGAGCAACUUCCAAGGAGUGUGUAUAUUUUUUUUAAUGGUUAAGAGCGUUUGAAGGCCAUUUGUCCAGAUAUUGCUACAGUUAGGACAACUGUCUUAUGGAGAGCAUAUCUGUGGUCAUGGGGAUUCAUUUAAAAUGGAAGGCAAUCAAGUUUCCAGUGAAUAAUUAUGAAUGCUACACCUGCCGCUAAAGUCGCCUUUCAUUUUAGUUGUUUUCUUUUGUUAAUUGUAUGUGAAAAUUCUGCUAAAAUAAUCAGUCCUGGAAUAAAACAGAACAUUUCUUGCUUCA